AUGGGUAGGGUGGCCGCCAUAGCGUGCUUCUCGUCUUCUACUCUGAUAGUGGCUGCGUACGGCACUGCUACGACAACCAAGAUCAGCACCACUACAACAGAAAAAGCAAGUACGACCACCAGACAUGUACCUCGUCCUCAGCGACCUGACUUUGGAUUAUACUUUGACGCAAAUGGCUGCAAGCACAAAGUUUUAUCGUGGUACGGAGAUCUGCUUACUGUUACCUGCCAGGCUGAGUGUAAUAAUAAGCAAGUCCAAGUAGCUCAAGGGACACCAUGUGCUCAGGUCGUGAACCCCGGCACGGGAGCCGCAAGGUUUGGGAGUAGAGUGUGCCGCAUUGGGACAUGCAUGAGGAACAGAUGUCUUUACAGAGGCAGGCGUGAAGUCUGUUCUGUACCACCAACGAGUUUUCAUCGAAGCUACCGGAGACAUCGCAAGCGCUCGUACACGGGACUAAUUAUAAAACUACACUGCUUGUUAGGAGUGACAAUAAAAAUAAUCAGCAUGAUCCAUCUCAGGAUGACCCUCGGCGGUAUUGCAUUUAACAUUGAAUCAACAUAG
Molecule: messenger RNA, 561 nt
Organism: Dermacentor silvarum
Lineage: Eukaryota; Metazoa; Arthropoda; Arachnida; Ixodida; Ixodidae
Exons: 7
Coding region: 1-561 (186 amino acids)
Biological process (GO): negative regulation of chemokine activity
Molecular function (GO): C-C chemokine binding
Source: RefSeq, a predicted model, not a curated record